AAUAGUGAAUGCGCCCCAUAGUUUCGGAAUAAAUUGCAGGCGUUAUCCAACAGGAUGUGACGCCCGUUUUGCCUUCAAACCUUCAGGAGCGGGUGCACCCAUCGAGGUGUUUUGGUGGAGAAGUAGGAAUAGGCGACGGCAGAAAUUUCUGUACUGCAUCACUUUGUCAGCGAGCCAUUUAAAUGAAACUGUUUGCUCCUUUGAAAGGUCUACCGGAUAACGCAUUGCGGCACAACCAAAAGAUGAGCUUGUUCGAGAUAAGUGAAAAUGUCAAACUCGCACGGGAGUAUGCCUUGCUUGGGAAUUACAGUUCCGCUGCAGUUUGCUAUCAAGGGGUUCUCGAGCAAAUCAGGAAGAAUCUUUAUUCUGGGAAGGACAGCGAAUUGCAGAAUAAAUGGCGACAGGUGUGGCAAGAAAUACACGAAGAAAACAAACACGUGCAAGACAUCAUAACUACUUUAGAGAGCUUUCAGAUGGGCACCGCCCCCACGAAGCCCACCAACUCUAAUGAAGAUAAUGACAUUUGGCCAGUCCAAGUGGAGAGAAGGUCCUCCCCUAUCCCCGUGAGGAGAAGUCCAGCGCUCUACAAGGACAACAAACCGCACAACAAGCGCCAGAGUGCCGGCCCCCGGCCACAGCACCACCUGUCACCUCGCGGCGUCAACGGCGACCGGCCCAAAGCCGCCAGGGCCAAGGAGAAGAAGGACAACGGAAGCAGCAAGGUCAAAGAUGACAAGAGCAAAGCGGACGUCGCCAAUACUGAAGUGAAGAAGUUUGACAGGGGAGGGGAAGAUAAGGAUCUGAUAGAAGCCUUGGAAAGAGACAUUAUAUCUCAAAAUCCCAACGUUAAAUGGGAUGACAUUGCAGACCUAGAGGAGGCCAAGAAACUCUUGAAAGAAGCUGUUGUCCUGCCCAUGUGGAUGCCAGACUUUUUUAAGGGAAUUCGAAGGCCAUGGAAGGGAGUGCUAAUGGUGGGGCCACCGGGGACGGGGAAAACGCUACUGGCCAAAGCCGUCGCCACCGAAUGCAGAACCACUUUCUUCAAUGUGUCCUCGUCCACCCUCACCUCCAAGUACCGAGGGGAAUCUGAGAAGCUGGUGCGACUGCUGUUUGAAAUGGCUCGGUUCUACGCUCCCACCACCAUAUUUAUUGAUGAAAUCGACUCGAUAUGCAGCCGUCGAGGAACCUCCGAGGAGCAUGAAGCCAGUCGCAGGGUCAAGGCCGAACUGCUAGUUCAGAUGGACGGUGUUGGUGGUGCGGGUGCAGUGGAAUACGACCCCUCUAAAAUGGUGAUGGUGCUGGCUGCCACCAACUUCCCGUGGGACAUUGACGAAGCCCUACGCCGCCGCUUAGAGAAGAGGAUCUACAUCCCACUGCCCUCAGCCAAGGGAAGAGUGGACCUGUUGAAGAUUAACCUGAAGGAGUUGGAGAUAGCCAAUGACGUGGACAUGGACAAGAUUGCGGAACACAUGGAGGGAUACUCUGGGGCUGACAUCACCAAUGUGUGCAGGGACGCGUCUCUGAUGGCGAUGAGGCGCCGCAUCGAGGGCCUGACGCCUGAGGAGAUCCGCAACAUCUCCCGAGACGAGAUGCACAUGCCCACCACCAUGGAGGACUUCCUGGCUGCCCUGCGUAAGGUCUCCAAGUCCGUCUCCGCCUCCGACCUGGAGAAGUACGAAAAGUGGAUCGCAGAGUUUGGCUCGUGCUAACAGCUGGACACGGGGCCGCCACCGCACACAGCGGGUGUAAAAUGAUCUCCCGCAAACUCGCGUCCUUUCCUCUGCUCCUCGAACCUUGCCGGCCUGAGUAAAGGCAGUUUUUAUAUUGGACAUUCGUCUUAUGUUUCAAAGAUGGUCUGACAGCUGCAUCGUGUCUGUAAGCUAUUUUGAAUGUUACAGGAAUUUCCAGUUUUAAGCUGACUUUACCCAGGUGGACAACAAGGCAUGAGAAUUUUUAGGACCAUGGAAGGGACGCAAGUUUGAGAAAAUGGUUUCCACUCACUUGCAAAAAACGUGCAACUACUCACCAAUACUUUUGGAUUUAGCUUGAGAGAGCCAAAAAGGUUUCUGCUUUUGACUCCCAUUUAUUUUGUUUUUUCUUUUAAACUUCUCUCUCAAUUUUGGGACCCAUGGAGGGGUGUGACUGAGGCGCACUACAAUACUCAGAAACCCAACUGCACAAGCUAUGCAACCUUUUAAGUUGGUGGACUUGAAACUCUAUUUUAAGUUAUCAUGAAAAGGAAAGAUAAUGGACGUUUUGCCACUUUGUGCCACUUUGUGCCCUUCCCAACAAUGCAUUCUUUUUCCAGCAAGGCCAAUGAAGGACCAAUAUCCAGAUUGCUCAGUUGCUUUUUAGGGAUGUAAUAUAACUAUGGACCAAUAUGUUGGGCAGAUCACAUAGUUUUUAAAAAAGCACUUUUUCAUUAGAUAUGAAGUAAAACCCAGUCGGAUGCGGGACCAGAGAUGCACUGAAUGUCAGCUGAUCAUCUGAACAGCCGUAUGAAAGUUUGACUGGAUAUGCAAGACAUCAUAAAUAGCGUAACGCUGACUAACGUAUUUCUUCUACAGGAAGUUGCCCAUUCCGUUAUCAUUGAUUGUUGAGGGUGGGCAGUGGGCACCAUCGAAGCACGCCACUCUAAAUAUGGUGGUUGUUCCCUUUGCAAAGAUCAACGUUACAAAUUCUCUUGCCAAAGCACCAAGACCGUCAGAGAGUUAAGGUGAAGAUGCACAGGGAAACUUUUGAGCAAUGUGUCUAGGUAAUGACGAAAUGAGACGUAUAUCGCAUAACAUGUUUAUCAGCAGAACUUGUUUGAGCAGCUGAUAACUUUUUUUCAACCAUUCCAUCAAAAAAAAGCCAAACAUGAUGUUGCCUGGCAACAUUGCUCAUAGUUAACCCUUUGUAUCAUCAUUACUACCAUGAGGAUUACAGGCUCCUCAGAAAGGUCAGUCACAAGCCACACUACCUAAUGAUGGGCCUUCACUGUUAUUGUGUGCACUACUUAUUUUUUAAGCACAGUUGAUGUAUGCAAGGUUUCUAGAAGCUCAUAGUUGUUAAAGAUUGGACAAUCAUAAUCUAAAUGAAAUGAAAUAAAGUUUGUUGAUAGAAACGUA
This is a messenger RNA of Engraulis encrasicolus (European anchovy), 3110 nucleotides long. RefSeq names its product katanin p60 (ATPase containing) subunit A 1 (gene katna1). Gene Ontology annotation, cellular component: microtubule cytoskeleton. Lineage: Eukaryota; Metazoa; Chordata; Actinopteri; Clupeiformes; Engraulidae. Gene Ontology annotation, biological process: microtubule severing. Gene Ontology annotation, molecular function: ATP binding; ATP hydrolysis activity; microtubule severing ATPase activity. The coding region runs from base 183 to 1709 and encodes 508 amino acids. The record is from RefSeq and is a predicted model, not a curated record. The transcript is spliced from 11 exons.